Molecule: messenger RNA, 7830 nt
Organism: Chlorocebus sabaeus (green monkey)
Lineage: Eukaryota; Metazoa; Chordata; Mammalia; Primates; Cercopithecidae
Gene: NSD3
Product: nuclear receptor binding SET domain protein 3
Cellular component (GO): nucleus
Molecular function (GO): histone methyltransferase activity
Source: RefSeq, a predicted model, not a curated record
UUGAUUUGUUUAUUGAUAAUGUGCCAGGCACUAUAGUUGGCUCUGGGAGUUCAAGGAUGAACUAGUUUCAUGUUCUCAAACUUUCAGUCUGUCCGUAUUCUCUGGCAUCUAAGUUGUUUUUAUUUCCUGGAAUUUUAUAGUGUGCUUUCAUUAAAUACUUAUAAUUUGGUUUUGCAACAUAUCAAGAAAAGCCCUUCUAAAAAUCUAGAUCAUUUGAAACCUGUGAUACUAAGAAGCCAAGAAGGUUCUCAAUGGAAGUCUUUAGGUACUGGUUUAUAGUAGGUCUUUGGAAAGGAGCCCCUCUCUCUUCCACUGCAGGUUAGAACUUGUUCCCUAGGCCAAAAAUGCCAGAGGUCCCCUGCAUCCUCUCGCCCCGUCGUCACACCCCCAGCUUCUCAACCCUGGAUAUUUUCCUUUGUCAUCCAGGACACUUGUCCCUUUCUGUCAGUAGGGAUCAGAAAACAAGGAUUUGUUCUCUGAUACCCAGGACUUGACAUCAUGCAGGCACUCAGUGUGAAAUGAAUAAAUGCAUCUCAUGAAGGGCGAUUUCCAAGCCUCAUCUCCAGCACUUUCCUUUUAUUGCCUUUCUGUCUCCGUCUCUUCCACAUGGUGAUGUAAGCUGUAUGACUGCAGGGACCUUGUCUGAAUUUUCAUCCUUAUAACUUUAGUGCUUAGCUCAGUGUCUGGUCAAUAGGUACUCAAUAAAUAUUUGUUUUAUUAGAGAAGCCUGUGUAGGUUGGGGUGGGGACAACUGGCUGUAACUUUUGGUCACCUUCCCAUUGCUGCCGCAGCAGAGUGGAAGGGAAGGAAGUAUUCACUUGAACCUCAGCACAACCUUGUCUCAGCAUUCAGAGGACAAUUAAACAGCAGCUGGUGUCUAGAAUUUCUGUAAUAAAGUAUUUUACUAUUCUUUCUUACACAAAUGUUUUGAGGUCACAUUCACUUAUACACACACCCUUCCUGUAUGUCAGGAUGGCCUGUAGAAUGUGUUUAGUGCUCUGAUCGAGUAUAGUAGGAUGCCAUGCCAGCAGAAGGGAAUAUGCAUUCUGGCUUCAGAGGGUGUGUGGUAUGUGGGGAUGUUCUGGAAAAGCUUCUUUGAGUAUUUUCACACCUCUGAAUAGAAUCUUUAAGGUUGAGUGGGAGAUAAGAGAGGAAAAGCUAGGAUGGUGGAGGGCAAGAUGGGUAGGCCAAAGCAGCAGGAGAGGUGGCCGGACAAAGAAGCAGGGGCCACAUUAUGAAGGGCCUUUGGAUUUUAUGCUGAGGCAUGAGGAGCCAUGGAAUGUUACUAAAUUUAAAUGGUUUGGGGUUUUGUUUUUAAGCAUUGUCAAUGUUGUAGAGGGUGGAUUGGAGGUAGACAGGGUUGGAAGUAAGAAUAGCUAAGAAGAUGUUGUUCUAAUGCAGAUGAGAAAUGGUAAGACACAGCCAAUGAACACAGCAAGAAUCGGGCAGAUCCAGAAGAAAGUUGGAAGGCCCGAUGAGAGAAAGGGAAAGUUAAGGAUGCUGGAGCAGAACAAUGGAUUUCUCUUUCUCUUUCAUGCAAGGGAUCAUGGGAAACACAAUUCAGCAACCACCUCAACUCAUUGACUCCGCCAACAUCCGUCAGGAGGAUGCCUUUGAUAACAACAGUGACAUUGCUGAAGAUGGUGGCCAAACACCAUAUGAAGCUACCUUGCAGCAAGGCUUUCAGUACCCAGCUACAACAGAAGAUCUUCCUCCACUCACAAAUGGGUAUCCAUCAUCAAUCAGUGUGUAUGAAACUCAAACCAAAUACCAGUCAUAUAGUCAGUAUCCUAAUGGGUCAGCCAAUGGCUUUGGUGCAGCUAGAAACUUUAGCCCCACUGACUAUUACCAUUCAGAAAUUCCAAACACAAGACCACAUGAAAUUCUGGAAAAACCUUCCCCUCCACAGCCACCACCUCCUCCUUCGGUACCACAAACUGUGAUUCCAAAGAAGACUGGCUCACCUGAAAUUAAACUAAAAAUAACCAAAACUAUCCAGAAUGGCAGGGAAUUGUUUGAGUCUUCCCUUUGUGGAGACCUUUUAAAUGAAGUACAGGCAAGUGAGCACACGAAGUCAAAGCAUGAAAGCAGAAAAGAAAAGAGGAAAAAAAGCAACAAGCAUGACUCAUCGAGAUCUGAAGAGCGCAAGUCACACAAAAUCCCCAAAUUAGAACCAGAGGAACAAAAUAGACCAAAUGAGAGGGUUGACACUGUAUCAGAAAAACCAAGGGAAGAUCCAGUACUAAAAGAGGAAGCCCCAGUUCAGCCAAUACUAUCUUCUGUUCCAACAACAGAAGUGUCCACUGGUGUUAAGUUUCAGGUUGGCGAUCUUGUGUGGUCCAAGGUGGGAACCUAUCCUUGGUGGCCUUGUAUGGUUUCAAGUGAUCCCCAGCUUGAGGUUCAUACCAAAAUUAACACAAGAGGUGCCCGAGAAUAUCAUGUCCAGUUUUUUAGCAACCAGCCAGAAAGGGCAUGGGUUCAUGAAAAACGGGUACGGGAGUAUAAAGGUCAUAAACAGUAUGAAGAAUUACUGGCUGAGGCAACCAAACAAGCCAGCAAUCACUCUGAGAAACAAAAGAUUCGGAAACCCCGACCUCAGAGAGAACGUGCUCAGUGGGAUAUUGGUAUUGCCCAUGCAGAGAAAGCAUUGAAAAUGACUCGAGAAGAAAGGAUAGAACAGUAUACUUUUAUCUAUAUUGAUAAACAGCCUGAAGAGGCUUUAUCCCAAGCAAAAAAGAAUGUUGCCUCCAAAACCGAAGUUAAAAAAACCCGACGACCAAGAUCUGUGCUGAAUACUCAGCCAGAACAGACCAGUGCAGGGGAGGUGGCCUCCUCACUCUCAAGUACUGAAAUUCGGAGACACAGCCAGAGGCGGCACACAAGUGCGGAAGAGGAAGAGCCACCUCCUGUUAAAAUAGCCUGGAAAACUGCGGCAGCAAGGAAAUCCUUACCAGCUUCCAUUACGAUGCACAAAGGGAGCCUGGAUUUGCAGAAGUGUAACAUGUCUCCAGUUGUGAAAAUUGAACAAGUGUUUGCUCUUCAGAAUGCUACAGGGGAUGGGAAAUUUAUCGAUCAAUUUGUUUAUUCAACAAAGGGAAUUGGUAACAAAACAGAAAUAAGUGUCAGGGGGCAAGACAGGCUUAUAAUUUCUACACCAAACCAGAGAAGUGAAAAGCCAACGCAGAGUAUAUCAUCUCCUGAAGCAACAUCUGGUUCUGCAGGCUCAGUAGAAAAGAAGCAACAGAGAAGAUCAAUUAGAACUCGUUCUGAAUCAGAGAAAUCCACUGAGGUUGUGCCAAAGAAGAAGAUCAAAAAGGAGCAGGUUGAAACAGUUCCUCAGGCUACAGUGAAGACUGGAUUACAGAAAGGUGCCAGCGAGAUUUCAGAUUCCUGUAAACCUCUAAAGAAAAGGAGUCGCGCCUCAACUGAUGUAGAAAUGACUAGUUCAGCAUACAGAGACACAUCUGACUCCGAUUCUAGAGGACUGAGUGACCUGCAGGUAGGCUUUGGAAAGCAAGUAGAUAGCCCUUCAGCUACUGCAGAUGCAGACGUUUCUGAUGUGCAGUCCAUGGAUUCAAGUUUGUCGAGAAGAGGCACUGGAAUGAGUAAGAAGGACACUGUAUGUCAGAUUUGUGAAAACUCUGGUGACUCUCUGAUUCCUUGUGAGGGAGAGUGCUGCAAACACUUUCACCUGGAGUGCCUGGGAUUGACAUCACUCCCUGAUAGCAAGUUCGUCUGCAUGGAAUGUAAAACCGGGCAGCACCCAUGUUUCUCGUGUAAAGUGUCUGGUAAAGAUGUGAAGCGUUGUUCUGUUGGUGCUUGUGGGAAAUUUUAUCAUGAAGCCUGUGUCCGCAAAUUCCCCACUGCCAUCUUUGAAUCAAAAGGAUUCCGCUGUCCUCAGCACUGCUGCUCUGCCUGCUCUAUGGAGAAAGAUAUCCACAAAGCAAGUAAAGGCCGCAUGAUGAGAUGUUUGAGAUGUCCAGUUGCCUAUCACUCUGGAGAUGCUUGCAUUGCGGCUGGAAGCAUGUUAGUAUCCUCCUACGUUCUCAUCUGUAGUAAUCAUUCCAAACGGAGCAGUAAUUCUUCUUCUGCUGUAAAUGUAGGCUUUUGUUUCGUUUGUGCCAGAGGGCUGAUAGUUCAGGACCAUUCAGACCCCAUGUUCAGUUCAUAUGCCUAUAAGUCCCACUAUCUACUGAAUGAAUCAAAUCGUGCUGAGUUGAUGAAAUUACCUAUGAUUCCUUCUUCGUCAGCUUCCAAAAAGAAAUGUGAGAAAGUUAUUAAGACUGUUUAUUUGUUUCAAGGUGGAAGAUUGCUCUGCUGCGAAUCAUGCCCAGCUUCCUUCCACCCGGAAUGCCUGAGUAUAGAAAUGCCAGAAGGCUGCUGGAAUUGUAAUGACUGUAAAGCUGGCAAGAAACUACAUUACAAGCAGAUUGUUUGGGUCAAAUUGGGAAAUUACAGAUGGUGGCCAGCAGAGAUCUGCAACCCCAGGUCUGUGCCACUGAACAUCCAGGGCCUUAAACAUGACUUGGGGGACUUCCCUGUGUUCUUCUUUGGUUCUCAUGACUACUACUGGGUACACCAGGGCAGAGUGUUCCCUUAUGUUGAAGGAGACAAAAGCUUUGCUGAGGGGCAGACUAGUAUUAACAAGACCUUCAAAAAAGCACUGGAAGAAGCUGCAAAACGUUUCCAGGAAUUGAAAGCACAAAGAGAGAGUAAAGAAGCCCUAGAGAUUGAAAAAAACUCAAGAAAACCCCCUCCCUACAAACACAUCAAAGCUAACAAAGUAAUAGGAAAGGUGCAGAUCCAGGUUGCUGACCUGUCAGAGAUUCCCCGCUGUAACUGCAAGCCAGCUGAUGAAAACCCUUGUGGCUUGGAAUCAGAGUGCCUGAACAGAAUGUUGCAGUACGAAUGCCACCCACAGGUGUGCCCAGCUGGAGAUCGUUGUCAGAACCAGUGCUUUACAAAGAGACUGUACCCUGAUGCAGAGAUCAUCAAAACAGAGCGGAGAGGCUGGGGCCUCAGGACCAAAAGGAGCAUUAAGAAGGGUGAAUUUGUAAAUGAAUACGUCGGUGAAUUAAUUGAUGAAGAAGAAUGCAGAUUGCGAAUCAAGCGAGCCCACGAGAACAGUGUAACUAAUUUUUAUAUGUUAACUGUUACCAAGGAUCGUAUAAUUGAUGCCGGCCCCAAAGGAAAUUAUUCUCGCUUCAUGAACCACAGUUGUAAUCCCAACUGUGAAACACAAAAGUGGACAGUGAAUGGAGAUGUUCGAGUGGGACUGUUUGCUCUCUGUGAUAUUCCUGCAGGGAUGGAGUUAACAUUUAAUUAUAACCUAGAUUGUCUGGGCAACGGCAGAACGGAGUGCCACUGUGGGGCAGAUAACUGCAGUGGUUUUCUAGGAGUGCGGCCAAAGUCGGCAUGUGCGUCAACAACUGAAGAGAAGGCAAAAAAUGCUAAGUUAAAACAGAAGAGACGAAAGAUCAAAACAGAACCAAAGCAGAUGCAUGAAGAUUACUGUUUUCAAUGUGGAGAUGGUGGAGAGCUGGUCAUGUGUGACAAAAAAGACUGUCCCAAAGCAUACCACCUCCUAUGCCUUAACCUGACUCAGCCACCAUAUGGAAAGUGGGAGUGUCCGUGGCAUCAGUGCGAUGAGUGCAGCAGUGCAGCUGUUUCCUUCUGUGAGUUCUGUCCACAUUCAUUUUGUAAAGAUCAUGAAAAGGGGGCCCUGGUUCCCUCCGCACUGGAAGGCCGCCUCUGCUGCUCGGAACAUGACCCCAUGGCUCCUGUGUCACCAGAAUACUGGAGCAAGAUAAAAUGUAAAUGGGAAUCACAGGAUCAUGGAGAAGAAGUAAAAGAAUAAAUGUGUGGUGUCCCCUCCUUUCUAUUUACGUGAAAAAAAGCAAAUAGAUCAUGCAUUUAAAAAGAAGAGACUGCUACAGUGCAUACAGCCUUUGCCAUCGGAACUGCCUUAUUAAAGCCAAAAUGGGAAACCAGUUCAUGCAGGCAGAAGCAGUUGGUGGUGUCUGGUUUUUCUGUUUUGUUUGGUUGGUUUGGGGAUUCUUUUGUGGAGGGUUAAAUUCCCUUGGUCUUUUCUUGCCUUUUAUUGUGCUUCAAUGCCAUUGCAGCUUGAAAAAGAAAUGUUUUUGCUUUUAAAAUAAGAACAAAGAGAAAAGAAAGUUGUGUUAAUGAGAUAAAUUUAAAGUCUAAGAUGUGUUCCUUGGUUGUAUAAAGCAAAAGUAGCCAUCAUUCCUUUAUUUAUUUUCAUUUUUAGGAAUUUCAAGAAGUGUAGUUCAAUAGUCUAAUCAAGUGUGUGUGUGUGUUAAGUAGGAAUCUGAGAAAGCCCUCUAGGAAAGGGUGUGAUAAGCUUUAUAUACCUCUUUACUGAGCAGUAGGUAGGCUCACUUCUCUUUCCCUUCAGAAUGCUUUUCAUAGACUUAGAGAAGGGCUCUAUGGAAGUAUUAAAUCUGGCCUCUUAAAAACAAUGCCUCGGUGGAUUUUACCUCUGUGUUCUUAAACAAGGUGGGCUUUGUACUAUGGUAACUUUACCUUAUAGAAAGGUAUAUGGUGUGUUUCCUUGGUGGAAGGAAAAAGAGGAAUGGAUGUGCUCACUGAUUUUUGAAGCGUUCUCCAUUGACAGGGAUGGUUUGGAUUUUGGAUGAAGUGCGUUUCUGUGGAUAUGAAGCAUAGUUGGAAUGGUCACGCCUGUUUUCCUGACACUGAUAAAGGCAGCUAAAGGGGGAUGAAGGCACAAACCAAAAGUUGUAUCAUAUAAGCACCAUUUUCUGUCCAAUUUUAUUGUAGACCCUGGUCUAAAUUGGAAAGAAUUACAGGCAUUUUAUUUUUUGUCUCUGUUUUCCUCUCCUACUCAAACAUUUCUUUUGUCACCUGACCAUUCAGUCAUGUUUCCUGGUAAAACCACACAAGUGAGUUUGAAUUGUAUUUGAACAGAUCUUUUUGGUUGAGUUCCUAAUUUAGGGGGUGAAAGUUAUAGGGGCAUCCCCAGGUUACAUGUAAAGAAUUUCUAUUAUUAUCCAGUACUUAAGAUUGCUCCCAUUGAGUAAGGGGAAGAACUUCUACUUUUACAGGGUACAUAAGAGCCACACAAACACACUUCAUCUUAGGAAGCACUUGGAGAAAACUCUCAAGAAAGUCAGUGUUAGCAAAAAUGGUUGACGGUGACGCUUGACUCUUAUAGACGCGAGUAUACCAAGAUGUCUGCUCACCAAACUCACUUGGCUUUUAAUGCUUAGGAAUAUCUAUAUUCCAGUAUUCCUUGUAUGAAAUAAUUAGUAAUGUCAGACAUUGUUGUAACACUGUACUAAGUAGAAGUCUAGGGUUAGCUUGAAUGAACGUUAACUUUCUCUGUGAAUUUUGACUGCUUACAAUUGCUGGUACCUGGUUAGCAUUUAUUUUCCCUCAAGUACCUAGUAACCUUAUGAAGGUAGGGAGGGUAGAUGCUCUACCACAUUCCUUUCAGCUGUACUGAGUGUUCCAUUUGCUUAUCAAUUUAGAGCUCUUCUAUGGAAAGAGGGUGAAAAGCUGUUUUGUGCCUCUUUUUUUUGUAUGUAAAUGUGCAAUUAUACUGGAUUUUCUCUUGUAAAAAACAACACUACAAUUCUUUUACUGAAGCUCCUAAACUGCCAUUUGCCUGACUCCAGCAAUUAAUUCUGCGGUGACUCAUUGGGCUUCCAAUACUUCUGUUGAUUAGAUAUGGUCCCAAAAGAGCAAAAUGGAAAAUGCAAUCCAUGUCACCAAAUAUAAUUGCUACAAGUAAGAUGAAAUACAGCUCACCAAAACACUAAACUUUGCUCUUGAGCAAUUAUAGAGUUUGAU